AUGAACUAUCUUCAGGCUUCAAUAAAGAACGUGUUGCUAGAACUGAAGCUCAUCUCAGCUACCUACCUAACUAGGCUCAAUCCGGAAUUACAACACUGUCUGAGCAAUGAUGCAGAAAUUCUGAAUUUACUAGAAAUUGUGAAGCCAGACGCAAUCGACAUCUCAGCUUAUAGAAUUCAAGAUGAUUUGGAAAAUAAUCUUGUAAAGUACUUAGACCACUUCUCGUUUUUCAUUGAGAUUCUCUCAACAAUUAAGCAGCAGAAGCUGUCAGAAUCCUGCGCUGCCGGUUUUGAGCAACUUUUCUUCUGCCGUCUCUGCCAAAGUCAAAACUCUUCAUCACAAAACUACAACAAGGAUGUACCUCAGGUCAUCAACCUCAUCGGUCCACCCUGUCCUCACAGGUGCCUGAAUGUAAUUCGUGGAUGCUAUGCCAGCCUUACAGGCGUCCUGCCCCAACUUUCUCAACUGAGUAAAGACUUCAUCGACCUAAGCCGUCUGCUGGCUCAAAUCACCUCCAAGACUCCAGACACUGGUGGCGCUUUUCUCCAUAACCACUUUCUUGAUGAAAUGCGUGAAUGGAGCAAAAAGCUUGAAAGUCUACCGCUGGCUCAAUGGACUUCUAUAAGGGAAAAGGUGAAGCAGCGUUGUACCGGUAACCCCCCAGUAGAGGUCAUCAAUCCCGCCAGUUCCGAAUGGAAGGUGGAGGUGGCGGAGUUCCUUUGGCCAGCAACUGAACGUGCACUGCGAACGUCAACUGUCACGCCACCACUGGACAGUGAAAACCUCACAACAGGGACCAUGUGGCCCCUUCUACCGGCUGGUGGACGUGAGAGCAGCGACGACAGUAAAGGUAGCAUCGACUUGCGCAGCGAGCAGCAACGCAGCUACCUCCGCAUGGAGCAACUCAUCGAACAGUUCAUGGUGCCCGAGCGCCUAUUUGGCGAGCAUCUCGGACAGCCGUGUUUGUUGGGAAGUAAACACAAUUGUUGGAAUGGGCAUGAAUUUGCGGAUGAGUACGAGGGGCUGGCAGAUUUCACGCAAAGUGGACAAUUGAAGAACCCCGCGGUGAAGGUGACUCUUGCCGAGGCGGAGACCGCUGCUGCUCGACUUGGACCCAAAAUUACAGCACGAAGUCAGGCAACCAUGAAGGAUCGUUCUUGCCCUCCUGACUGUUUGCUGUUUUGCCUCCUUUUUCGAAAUGGAUCGCCCACAGCGGAGGGCACUUACUUGCACCGCUCUCCUAACACCGCCACAGUGAUGACGUUGGAUGUGCAACAGCGAGCGAGCGAGAGAAGGAGUGGUGGUGAUUAUGGGGCGGGAAAACAGAAGGGGAAAAAGGAGGUGGAGGCGGCUCUUAUUGGCUUCUCACUGCCCUCUUCGAUUCUGUGUCUUGGGAAGAGGAUUUCAAAGGGGUUCACCAAGUCGUCCUUAGUCCCCCUCCCCCUCCUCCCCAAAUCGGGACAUCGACGUCGACCAAAGGCUUCCUUUCCUUAUCAAAAUCACCCGCAGCCGAUUAAACGAAUCGGUGCCUCCAAGAGCGUCCACAUUCUCAAUGGUUUCACUCCCCUUCACGGCAGUAGUAUCGAGAGGGCGAUACGAGCCCUCGUGCACAAAAUUCGACGACGCUCUUCAGGCGAGAUUGUAGAAGAGGGUCUCCCCCCACCCCUUCCACAAAUGCCGGAUGAGGAGGAAGAACAAAGCCUCAACUUCCACUCGCUCGGACCGGUGAUAGACAUCGACGAGGAGACCGCCCUACCAGCAAAUUACAACGGUGUGGAGGAGAGCAGCGGUCUGCCCUUUGGCUACGUGGAUAAGUGGAACAGUCUCCUCCCACCUCAAGGACCUCCAAAAGGAGAAGGAGAUUACACCUUCGGAGGUGUAGAUGAUCGAUCUAAUAUCAUUGCAGACCUGGAGGAGGAAUUGGACGUUACAGCAAUUCCAACGACUGCUGGAUGCGGAAUAGGCCAACUGGCAGCUUGGCUGGCAUUUGUUCUCGCCUUAUUUACAGGUAAGAAGUCACCGACCUGUCACUUUUUACAGUAUCAUUUUUCGAAUCUUUUGACAUAG
This is a messenger RNA of Hydatigera taeniaeformis, 2067 nucleotides long. The record is from the annotation of a GenBank genome assembly. Lineage: Eukaryota; Metazoa; Platyhelminthes; Cestoda; Cyclophyllidea; Taeniidae.